ACACACACGGGGUAUUAGACUUAUAGGGAAAGUGUCCUCAAACCUGCACGAAGAAAUCGAACAUGAGUUUUAUAAGAAGUUAAAGUUUGUUGAGUGAAUGUCAGUGAGUGUUUGCAGCUGCACUCACUAAUGUGACGGCAAAGUCCAGAGUGGGUCUGUACGUGGCAGCAGAGAGACAGGCAGGCAGGAAGGCAGACAGCUGAUGUGUCCGUCACACUCUUGUGUGAGACGGGCUCAGCGGCGGAGUUGCCUUGUAACGGGGCGAGUUGGUUCUGCGGCUCGGCUGUCUGCUCGGGCCAUGCGCGGAGAGGAUGGGGAAAGAGCCAAGAGUUUCUCCGCUCAAGAACUUCGUGGCUGGGGGAGUCGGGGGAGCGUGUCUGCUGCUGGCCGGACACCCGCUGGACACCAUCAAGGUUAGGCUACAGACGCAGCCCAAAGCCUCCUGCUCUCAGAAUGUUUUCUACACAGGAACAUAUGACUGCUUCCGCAAGACCAUAUCCAAAGAGGGUAUCCUCGGCCUCUAUAAAGGUAUGGGGGCUCCCCUGGCGGGCGUGGCUCCGAUGAUGGCCAUCAGUUUCUUUGGCUUCGGUCUGGGGAAACAGCUCCAGCAGACGGAUCCUGGCAAACCUCUAACGCACACUCAAAUAUUCCUGUCUGGAUGUCUGGCAGGGGUCUUCACUACAGUGAUUGUGGCUCCAGGAGAGAGGAUCAAAUGUUUACUGCAGGUGCAGGCGAGCGGCGGCGGGUCAAGGUAUGCGGGUCCACUUGACUGUGCGGUCAGGCUCUAUAAGGAGCAGGGGAUCCGCAGUGUCUACAAAGGGACAUUGCUCACUCUCAUCAGAGAUGUGCCUUCUAAUGGCCUCUACUUCCUGACAUACGAAUACCUCAAACGCUUCCUGACACCUGAGGGCCAAAGUGUUUCUCAGCUCAGCACUGCCAACAUCCUCCUGGCUGGUGGUGUUGCAGGGAUAUUGAACUGGACGAUCGCUCUUCCUCCAGAUGUCCUCAAAUCCAACUUCCAGACAGCUGCAGACGGGAAGUACAGAGGUCUAGUCGACGUCCUGAGAACGCUGCUUCGCGAAGAAGGACCCAAAGCCCUCUAUAAGGGAUUUAACGCCGUCUUCCUGCGAGCCUUCCCUGCAAACGCGGCCUGUUUUUUGGGGUUCGAGUUUGCACUAAAAGGCUUAAACGUGCUCGCACCAAGUUGGUGAAAUAAACCAGCUCGAGUCAGGACCAGCCUCUCCUGAGUUAUAUCUCUUUCCUUGUACAUUUCUGGAUGGUGAAAUGUGAAGAAAUGUUGUACUCUUAAAUGUAUUUUUACAUUUAAUUUUACAAAUGCAAUAUUUUAAUUGCCGUUCUCUGCAGCCACGACUUUAUGCUCACUUUCUGUGAGCAGUGGUUUCAUGUAUACGCACAUUUAUGAAUGUAUAAUUUGGAGUGUUUUUGUUUUAAGUUUUCUGAGAGGGCUCUGAGGACUUUUCUAACUUUUGAAAUGUUUCAAACUAUUUAUGAUGUUUGUAAAAGAUCUUUUACAUCUUAACAAAUCUGUUUCUGUUUCGACUGUGCUCAGGCACAGAGAAGUUUUAUAAACUUUGUGAAUAAAAUGUUUGAAUAAA
Molecule: messenger RNA, 1616 nt
Organism: Scophthalmus maximus (turbot)
Lineage: Eukaryota; Metazoa; Chordata; Actinopteri; Pleuronectiformes; Scophthalmidae
Product: mitochondrial carnitine/acylcarnitine carrier protein
Exons: 9
Coding region: 312-1211 (299 amino acids)
Biological process (GO): mitochondrial transport; carnitine transmembrane transport
Cellular component (GO): mitochondrial envelope
Molecular function (GO): O-acyl-L-carnitine transmembrane transporter activity
Source: RefSeq, a predicted model, not a curated record